AUGGCUUCAUCCGAUGAUGCAGAAGGGUCUCUGACUCCUGUGGAUUUCAUCCAGCUGCAGCACUACAUGGAAUACAGCACUUUGAGGGUGAGAGAUGUGAUUAAGGAGUUUCACGCCGGGGGUCGGCUGGCCCAGCACAGCUUCGGAGAGUGUGUCGACUCUGUGGGGUUUUGUCUAUUUCUCAAGACCUACCUAGAAGUGGAUAACUUUCCUGCAGAUUUUUGCCAACGGCUUUUUCACUAUUUCCAACACGCAGAGCAGGAUGGCUCCACAAAAAGCUCUCUUCCCAAAGGAGGCGGGGUCUUUCUUCGUGAUGUGUCUUGUUACUUCUCGGUGCUGGAGGACGGACAGCCACGGGAGAAGCUUGAAUUUACUUUCAAACUUUACGACAAAGAUUGUAACGGACUCCUGGACAGCUCUGAAGUGGAUCGUAUAAUCACUCAGAUGAUGCGAGCUGCUGAUUACCUGGGCUGGGAUGUGACUGAACUCAGACCUGUGCUCAAGGACAUGAUGACAGCGAUCGAUGUGGAUGACAGCGGCACUGUCACGCUGGAGGAGUGGGUGAAGGGAGGCAUGACUAAUGUGCCUUUACUUGUUCUGCUCGGACUGAAGAUGACAGAGAGGGACGGGCAGCAUAUUUGGAGGAUGAAGCAUUUCAACAAGCCAACCUACUGUAGUGUGUGUCAGAGCAUGCUGCUCGGACUCGGGAAGCAGGGACUCUGCUGCACCUGUUGCAAGUACACCGUCCACAGUCAGUGUGCCAACAAGAAUCCUGAACCCUGCACUCGUACCUUUGUCAAAUCUAAAAAAGAGAUUGGUAUAGCGGCUCAUGACUGGGUCAGAGCUGACUGCAACUCCACAAAGUGUCAGGUCUGCCAUAAGAAGAUCAAAACUUUAGCAGGGAGGCGUUGCGUGUGGUGCCAGGAAAUGCGUCACGAUGAGUGUGUUUUCACUGGAAUAUCAACCUGUGAUUGUGGGCCAUUCAAAGAUCAUAUACUCCCUCCAUGGGCCAUUUACACUGUCUCAAAGGAGGAGGACACCAGCCUGCUGAAUGUCACCCCUGAUGGCCACAUCCUGCAGAUUGUACCAAUUCCAGACACCCACCCUCUGCUGGUGUUUGUAAAUCCUAAAAGUGGAGGAAAGCAGGGUGAAAGAGUGCUCCGGAAAUUUCAAUACCUGCUAAAUCCACGUCAAGUGUACAACCUGUCUAAUGGAGGCCCUGCCCCGGGACUACAUUUCUUCCAUAAUCUGCGUGAGUACAGGAUCUUGGUGUGUGGAGGAGACGGCACGGUCGGGUGGCUCCUGGAUGCUAUAGACAAAGCGGACCUCCAGGUGCAUCCUCCAGUGGCUGUCCUACCUCUGGGCACAGGGAACGACUUGGCCCGCUGUCUGCGCUGGGGAGGAGGAUAUGAGGGGUCUGAUUUGAAAGACAUCCUGAAGGAGAUCGACAACAGUGAGGUGGUUCCCAUGGACCGCUGGAGCAUCCAGGUGAUACCAGUUGAUCCUCAAGCAGUAGGAGACCCCGUGCCCUACGAGAUCAUCAACAACUACUUCUCCAUUGGAGUGGAUGCUUCUAUUGCUCAUCGUUUCCACUCCAUGAGAGAGAAACACCCAGAGAGGUUCAACAGCAGAAUGAAGAACAAACUUUGGUACUUUGAAUUUGCGACUACUGAGACCAUCUCUGCCUCUUGCAAGAAGCUCAAGGAGUGUCUCACUAUUGAGUGCUGUGGCAGAAACGUGGACUUGAGCAGUGUGUCUUUGGAGGGCAUUGCUGUCCUCAAUAUACCGAGCAUGCAUGGAGGCUCCAACCUCUGGGGUGAAUCCAAGAAGCCUGAUAGCGUGGCAGAGGCGGACUGUGAGGUCAUCACUGACCGUGAACUCCUGAAAACGAUCUCACAAAGUAUGAGCGAUAAGCGUCUGGAGGUGGUGGGGCUGGAAGGAGCCAUGGAGAUGGGACAGAUCUACACUGGACUGAAGAGCGCUGGGCUCAGACUGGCACAGACCUCUAAAAUUACCAUCAGGACAUUCAAACCCUUGCCCAUGCAAGUUGAUGGCGAGCCAUGGAUGCAACCUCCUUGUACUAUCCACAUAACUCACAAGAACCAAGCUAACAUGCUAAUGGCUGCACCAACAAAACCGUCCGGCUUCUUUCACCUCAAGUAG
Scomber japonicus (chub mackerel) is the source of this 2163-nucleotide messenger RNA. RefSeq names its product diacylglycerol kinase, alpha b (gene dgkab). Gene Ontology annotation, biological process: diacylglycerol metabolic process; intracellular signal transduction; lipid phosphorylation. Bases 1 to 2163 code for a protein of 720 amino acids. The transcript has 23 exons. The record is from RefSeq and is a predicted model, not a curated record. Lineage: Eukaryota; Metazoa; Chordata; Actinopteri; Scombriformes; Scombridae. Gene Ontology annotation, molecular function: calcium ion binding; ATP-dependent diacylglycerol kinase activity. Gene Ontology annotation, cellular component: plasma membrane.